This is a messenger RNA of Amyelois transitella, 837 nucleotides long. RefSeq names its product alpha-(1,3)-fucosyltransferase C-like. Gene Ontology annotation, molecular function: alpha-(1->3)-fucosyltransferase activity. Gene Ontology annotation, cellular component: membrane. The transcript has a single exon. The record is from RefSeq and is a predicted model, not a curated record. Lineage: Eukaryota; Metazoa; Arthropoda; Insecta; Lepidoptera; Pyralidae. The coding region runs from base 1 to 837 and encodes 278 amino acids.
AUGUUAAUUUUUCGCAAGACCUUCUACAUUGACAAAGAGUAUAAACCACUUUUAGAUAUGAAACAAAUUUUACUGUGGACUUCACCGGAUACGGAGCCCUUCAAAUUUAUAGAUAUUGGCCGGAAAGGAUUUAUAUCAAGGAACUGUACAUUUACUAAUUGCUACGUUACACCGGCCAGACACCACUUUGGUGAUCAUAGCAAAUUCCACGCAGUAGUUUUCGCUAUGACCGAAUUGAUAGCAUAUUCGAAUUCACAAUUGCCACCCCACAGAUCUCUUGAUCAGAAGUAUGUGAUGGCAAGUGCCGAAUCUUCACAUUAUUACGCAAUUUGUUCUGAUAGAUUUAAUGGUUACUUCAACUGGACAUGGACAUAUCGAUUAGAUUCUGACUGUAGAUUGGAGUACAUCGCUAUUCGAAAUAUAAACGGUGAUUUAAUUGGGCCAAACGAAAUUAUGCAUUGGCUGAAAGUGGAAGAAAUGACUCCUGUUAGUGAUGAGCUAAAGAAAGACUUACUGAGUAAAACCAAAGCAGUUGCCUGGUUUGCAUCAAAUUGUGUAUCUAGAAGUCAGCGUGAAUUAUUUGUUCAAGAUCUUCAAAUUGAACUAACUGCUUACAAUUAUACUAUUGACAUUUACGGUCUGUGUGGCAACUUGUCCUGUGCCAAAGGAAAUGAGGAGUGUUUCAACAUGAUCAAAACGGACUAUUAUUUUUAUUUGUCCUUUGAAAACUCCAUGAGCACGGACUAUGUUACUGAAAAGUUGUUACACGCACUUAAAAAUAAUGCUGUUCCAGUUGUAUAUGGUUACGCUAACUACACAAGGUAUGUUGUAGUUUAA